AUGGGAUCAGAAGCAUCCAAAUCCAUAGAGAAUUCCUUCUUCAAUGAAUUUGAAGUUUCUUCUGUCUACCUCUCUCAAGAUAAUUUCCAGUACCAAGUUGAUGGAGAAGAUAUUCUGGGAAUAUCAUCCAUGGAAUUGGAUACUCUUGACCCUGAUUUGAGUACUCAGUUUCUGAAUAUCCUUGGCUACCCAGAAGAAAGUGAAGAAACCUUUCAUCCUUCUCAGAAUCUAUCUUCUGAAGCAGAAGAUUCUUGGAGCUGUAGUCCAUCCACGAAAUCAUCAGAAUAUUCCUCUCUUCAACUAGCAUCGCUGAACGUGCCUCGAGAAGACAUGGAAAUGGAUACCCGAGUGAUUCUUCCCCAUCUCCUAGAAGCCCAUGUUGAGGCGAGAGAUCAGAACCAGAUUGCUUUGGUAGAAGAAAUCCUGAGAUGCAUAAACCAGAAAACGAGCCCUCUUGCAGAAGAUCCCCUGGAACGCCUGGCAUUCCAUUAUUCCUCCCAAAACAUCACGGGAAAUCUAGAGGCGCAUUUCCUCCAACAGGAGGCUAGCAAAAAUUUUGAUCCUGCCUUCAGGGUAUUUUACCAAAGCACCCCCUAUGGACGAUUUGCUCAUUUUGUAGCCAAUUCAGCAAUUGUAGAAGCCAUACCGGAGGAUUCAGAAGCUAUCCACAUAAUAGACUUCGACAUGGGAGAAGGCGUUCAGUGGCCCCCUGUGAUAGAGGCCAUUUCUCAACAGAACAAAGCGCUGAAGUUAACAUCAAUCAAAUGGGAAACAGAGCAACAAAACUCUGAGGAACCCAAAAGGAACCUUAGUGAAUACGCAAGAUCCUGUGGUCUCAAGACGACGAUAGAAGAAAAGAGUUUUGAGGAGUUGGUUACAGAACUCAAGAAAUUGAACAAAAGAGGUGGGAGUGCGAGGAGAGAUUUCCUAAUCUUUAACUGCAUGGUGGGACUUCCUCACAUGGGGAGAGGAAGAAGCAGAAGAUCAGUCACAGAGUAUCUAAAUUUAGGCAAGAACAUGAUCCGCAAGAACACCUGCAACAGGGGAAUCAUCACUUUUGGGGAUGGAGAAGCCGACGAAAAACUGAGAAACAGUCUGAAUUUCAGGUCAUUCUUUGACGGUAACACGAUGCAUUACAAGGCCUUAAUGGAAUCAAUUGAAUCAAAUUUCCCAGCUUGUUUCUCACAAGCAAGAACAGCAAUAGAAUUCUUGUUCGUGGAACCCUAUGUGUCUUCCGUUGCUUGGAUGAAGAAGUGGGAAGAAUUGAGAGGAAACUGCCAUUUUCAGGCAGGGAAUGGGUUUGGUAUAAAUGGUAGAAGAUUAAGCGAAGAGAUUUUAAUGGAAGCAAGGGAAAUGUUGGGAGGAAGCAGGGAGGCGUCAUGCGAGGCAAGGAUCGAAGGGCAAAAUGGGAAUGAAAUGGUUCUCUCAUGGAAAGGGAAACAACUGGUCAAAGUAUCAACUUGGGGAAGUCAAAAGGUCUGA
Neltuma alba is the source of this 1482-nucleotide messenger RNA. Its product is annotated as nodulation-signaling pathway 2 protein-like. The coding region runs from base 1 to 1482 and encodes 493 amino acids. The record is from RefSeq and is a predicted model, not a curated record. NCBI's taxonomy places the organism in Eukaryota, Viridiplantae, Streptophyta, Magnoliopsida, Fabales, Fabaceae. The transcript has a single exon.